AUGAUGUAUAAACAGGUGGGGUACGAAGGAUACAAAAAUGUCCCACGAGACAUCUCAGUCAGUCUCUUAGCAGUAGUCGUCAGCUUCUGCGGGCUCGCCUUGCUGGUAGUCUCGCUUUUUGUCUUUUGGAAGUUGUGUUGGCCCUGCUGGAGAAGCAAACCUGUCGCUUCCAAUGCCAGCAAUGUCCCUCAGAGCAACUCCAGUGCUCCUACAGAGGUUUUUGAGACCAGUGAGAAAAAAGAAGUUAAAGAAAAUGGGAAACCCACAACAAAGGUACUUGAAGCUGCAUUGAAAAUUAGCCACACUUCACCUGAUAUACCGGCAGAGGUCCAGAAUGCGCUGAAAGAGCAUCUGAUCAGACAUGCACGCAUGCAGAGGCAGAUCACUGAGCCCACAUCGUCAUCAAGGCACAAUUCUUUCAGGAGGCACUUGCCAAGGCAGAUGCAAGUGUCCAGUGUUGAUUUUAACAUGGGGACAGAUCCGAUUUUGCAAAGGGGAGAGACAACAACCAGCAUUGGGAGAAUAAAACCGGAACUCUACAAACAGAAGUCUGUGGAUUCUGAUGGGCAACAAGAAGAUGUGAAAACAUGUGGAAAACUUAACUUCACUCUCCGGUAUGAUUAUGAGAAUGAACUUCUGGCUGUCACAAUUGUCAAAGCCCUAGAUCUGCCUGCUAAAGACUUCACAGGAACAUCCGACCCCUACGUUAAGAUUUAUCUGCUUCCAGAUAGGAAAAAGAAGUUUCAGACACGAGUUCACAGAAAGACGUUAAAUCCUGUCUUUGAUGAAACCUUUCAGUUUCCUGUAGCCUAUGAUCAACUCAGCAACAGGAAAUUGCAUUUCAGUGUUUAUGAUUUUGACAGAUUUUCUAGACAUGACAUGAUUGGGGAAGUUAUUCUUGAUAACCUUUUUGAAGUCUCAGAUCUCUCCAGGGAAGCCAAUGUAUGGAAAGACAUCCAUUGUGCCACCACAGAAAGCAUAGAUUUGGGUGAGAUCAUGUUUUCUCUUUGUUAUUUGCCUACUGCUGGGAGAAUGACAUUAACGGUCAUCAAAUGUAGGAAUCUCAAAGCAAUGGAUAUAACUGGCGCAUCAGAUCCAUACGUCAAAGUGUCACUGAUGUGUGAGGGUCGAAGACUGAAAAAGCGGAAAACAACCACAAAGAAGAACACCCUCAAUCCCGUUUAUAACGAGGCCAUCAUCUUUGAUAUCCCUCCAGAGAAUGUGGACCAGGUCAGCCUCUCCAUUGCAGUGAUGGAUUAUGAUCGAGUAGGGCACAAUGAGGUCAUUGGGGUAUGUCGGACAGGAAUUGAUGCUGAAGGGCUUGGAAGAGAUCAUUGGAAUGAAAUGUUGGCUUACCCACGUAAACCAAUAACUCACUGGCAUCCACUACUAGAGUUACCUGGCCGAGCAACCAGUUUUGAUAGCCAGGGAUCUUGUUCAUCACCAAAACCACCACUUACACCCUAG
Leptosomus discolor (cuckoo roller) is the source of this 1467-nucleotide messenger RNA. NCBI's taxonomy places the organism in Eukaryota, Metazoa, Chordata, Aves, Leptosomiformes, Leptosomidae. The record is from RefSeq and is a predicted model, not a curated record.